Etheostoma spectabile (orangethroat darter) is the source of this 353-nucleotide messenger RNA. RefSeq names its product PIGY upstream open reading frame (gene pyurf). The coding region runs from base 16 to 351 and encodes 111 amino acids. The record is from RefSeq and is a predicted model, not a curated record. The transcript has a single exon. NCBI's taxonomy places the organism in Eukaryota, Metazoa, Chordata, Actinopteri, Perciformes, Percidae.
GGAUGACUUGUGGUCAUGUUUGGGAGGGUUUUCGGUAGACUGUUAACGGAAACCGUCCGCGGUCCCAGCGGUGUGAAACAUGCCCCUUUAGCCCAGCGGGCGGCCUCGGCCAGGGGGGUUUCGGACCUGAAGGACGAGGCGCAGCCGCCCUUUGACACCUCCCUGCUCCACUUCCUGGUGUGUCCGCUGUCCAAGAAGCCGCUGAGAUACGAGGCUAACACCAACGAGCUUAUCAACGACGAGCUUGGGAUCGCCUAUUCCAUAAGCAACGGCAUCCCCAACAUGAUCCCCCAGGAAGCCCGACUCCUGCAGAAAGACGGGGACACCUCAGCGCCACCAACACACCAGUAAAA